AUCCUCGCCCACCACCAUUUUUGCUUCCAUUUCGAAUAUUUUAGUGGGUUUUUGGAAGCAACGUUUUGCCGUAGCUUGUUGCAUUCGCGUCAAUGCCCAGCGAUAUCCGCAGCUUUUUUGGCGGAAAGCCCGCAGGCACGCCGGCGGCGAUGCCGCCCGCUAAGGAGGAGAAGCCCAAGAAAGGACGCACGAAGAAGUCAAAGGUUGUGGAAGACUCUGAAGAUGACGAUGAAGUAGUGCCAAAAAAAACCACUCAGAAGGAAAUAUCAAAACCGAAGAAAGUCGAAUCUCCCAAACACGUAGCGACGUCGACGUCGGCUUAUUUCAGCGCUUUAAAUAAACCAAAACGAUCAGAACCGAAGAAAACAAAGACAGGACCGACGAGUCCCGCUGCUACUCCUAAGAAGCCAACACCUGCAAACGGAAACUCGUCGACGAACGGACAGGUAACUCCCAUUAGAACGAAACCAAUCAGCCAAUCGAAGGCCAAAAUCGAUGAUGACAACGACAAUGAUGACGAUAUAUUCAAGUCAAACUAUAAGCCUAGCGGCAAAAUGGACGAUUAUGAGGAGAGCGAUGACGACGAGAUGGACAUUAUUCCAGCCAAGAAAACCGCAGUUGCGCCGCGUUCUAAAAAGAGUAGUUCUGCUAAGAAAGAGGAUGGCGAUUUCCAUUUAGACGACGAUGUCAAUAUGAAGGAUGCCGAUGAUGACUUUGUUGCAUCGGACGAUGACAAAGUUGCUCAGUCGAAGAAGCCAUCAAAAGCGAAAAGUUCAAUUGCUGCAAAAAAAAGGAAGUCUCCACCUGAUAGUGAAGAAGAAGAGGAGCGUGAGCCGCCCAAGAAAGGCCGAAAAACAACAGUAUCGACGAAGUCUCCUGUGAAGAAGGUGACGAGGAAAGACCAGCCCGAGAAUGCGAAUACGCAGGCCAUCUUUGAUUCUAUCACCAAAGUACGAGCACCGACUCCACCUCCCAGAGAUCCGAAUAAAAAGUUCAAUUUUGCGGCACACGGUCAGCAUCAAAAUGCUCUUGCCCAAGCCAGCAGUGGCCAAAUCGAAAUACCCGAAGGCGCAGAAAAUUGCUUGGCUGGUCUGAACUUUGUUUUCACUGGAGUUCUACCUAACCUUGACCGAACAACAGGACAGAAUUUGGUCAAAAAGUAUGGAGGCAAGUGCCAAAGCUCUGCAAGUACACGCACAGACUUUGUGGUUUUAGGAGCCGAUGCAGGACCCAAGAAGCUUGAAGUGAUUCGUGAGAACAACUUGAAGACGAUUGACGCCCACGGUUUAAUGGAGUUGAUUCGGCGAAUGCCUGCUAAUGGCGGUAGUGGCAAGGCUGCGGAGGCGUACAAACUGAAACAAGACAAGGAACAGGAAAAGAUAAAGAAAAUGGCGGAAGAAAUGGAGAGAGAAGAGACAAAUCUGGCUAAGAAAGUUGCUCCAGCCGGUGCAGGUAGUGGUGGAGCAUUGUCGAGCAAAGCUGCUCCGAAUGUUACGAAGACUGCUGAGCAUAGAGACUCACAGCUUUGGACAACGAAAUACGCGCCAAACUCGAUCAAUCAAAUUUGCGGCAACAAAGGUCAGGUCGAAAAGCUGCAACGGUGGCUAAGGGACUUCCCUAAGAACCAACGCAAACAAUUCAAGCUUCCCGGCAAAGACGGUAGCGGGACCUUUCGAGCAGUCAUCAUCCAUGGUCCUCCAGGUAUAGGCAAGACAACAGCCGCUCAUGUGGUUGCUAAAGCAGAGGGCUACGACAUUGUGGAGACAAACGCGAGCGAUACACGAAGCAAGAAGCUGAUGGAGCAGAGCUUGAGAGGCAUAUUAGACACUACCUCACUCAUGGGAUAUUUUGCUAAAGGCGACGAGAAAAUCGAUCGAUCCAAAAAGAAGAUGGUGCUCAUCAUGGACGAGGUUGAUGGCAUGACUGGCAGUGACCGGGGCGGUGUGGGUGCGCUGGCAAAGGUCUGCAAAACGACCGAGAUUCCAAUGAUCUUGAUCUGCAACGAUCGCAAGCUGCCCAAGAUGAAACCGUUUGAUUACGUUACAUAUGACCUGCAAUUCCGGCGUCCCACAACGGAACAAAUACGCGCUAGGAUGAUGACUAUCGCAUACAAGGAGCAGUUGAAUAUUCCCCCACCUGUCAUCAAUGCCCUAAUUGAAGGCAGCGGUGCAGACAUUCGCCAAGUCGUGAACAUGCUCUCCGCCUCGAAACUAGAUCAAGAUGCCAUGGACUUUGACAAAGGCAAAGCCAUGUCUAAAGCGUGGGAGAAGCAUAUUAUCCUCAAGCCCUGGGACAUAUGCGGCAAGAUCCUUGGUGGUGCAAUGUGGGCUGAGAGCAACAAGACCACACUCAAUGAGAAGUCGGAACUGUACUUCAAUGACCAUGAGUUCAGCUAUCUCAUGUUGCAGGAGAAUUACCUGGGCACGUUCCCAAACAAAGCCAAUGCGUACUCUGGUAAGGAGAAGAAUCUGAAGACGCUCGAGCUGGUCUCGGACGCGGCAGAUAGUAUCAGCGACGGUGAUUUGGUCGACAGGAUGAUCCAUGGCAGUCAGCAGCACUGGAGUUUAAUGCCCACACAUGCGAUCUUUAGCUUCGUAAGACCAGCAAGUUUUGUCGCGGGCGCCUUUCAGGGGUAUGGGCAGACCAGAUUCACGUCAUGGCUGGGUCAAAACAGCAAGCAAGGCAAGUUGUCUCGCUUUGUUCGGGAGAUCCAAGGUCAUAUGCGCCUUCGCAGCACUGGAGAUCGAAACGAAGUGCGGCAGCAGUACAUCCCUGCUCUUUGGUCCUCUCUCAUCGAGAGGUUACAGGUACAAGGCAAGGACGCUGUGCCUUCUAUCAUUGAUGUCAUGGACUCGUACUUUCUGACGCGCGACGAUUGGGAUGCCAUCAUGGAGCUGGGUGUGGGUCGCAUGGACAUGGAGAAUGUCAAAAUCGAAUCGCAAGCCAAGAGCACGUUUACGCGCAUGUACAAUGCGGCAAGCCACCCCAUGCCGUUCGUCAAGGCGACAACUACGGCCACGGUCGGUGGCGGUUCUGGCUUGACGAGAGAGAAGCCAGACUUGGAGGAGGCUGUCGAAGUGGAGGACGAGGAUCUGGCCGUCGAUGCGGACGUCAAGAAGGAGGAUGGCGCAGAGGAGGACGAGGAUCUGGAUCUGAAGAAGGACAAAUACAUCAAGGCCCCUAAGAAGAAGGCGGCGCCCAAGAAAAAAGCGAAGAAAGCGGCAGAAGGCGAAGACGAGGAGAUGGAUAGCGAGGAGGAGAAGCCGAAAAAGAAGGGUAAGGGCAAGGCGAAGAAAUGAAAAUUGGUACGGGUCCAGAGGCGGAGAGAGUGUCGAAGCCUCCGCCCUGUUGAAGUGACUCUGCAAAGAAUAGAAGGGGUACUAUCCUCGAGUUUGUUACUGAGUUUUUUUUGUUGUUGCAGACGCGUUCUUGAGCGUGACAGGAGCCCUAGUUUUCACGAAUACAAUGAUGGCACCACGUGGUUGGCAUUGCUUCACGCGCAGGCAUCGAAGAGAGAGAGAGAGAGAGAGAGAGAGAGAGAGCGAAGACAACACAGGUCGCCGUUUCCCGUUGUUCAAAAACUUUGUCCACCCGCCCUAGUCUUCGUAACAUAUGCCGAACACAUGGCACAAACAAAAUGUUUUUCUUCUUGAAGAAAUUAAAAAGAAAAA
Messenger RNA from Verruconis gallopava, 3671 nucleotides. RefSeq lists its product as uncharacterized. The transcript has 3 exons. The record is from RefSeq and is a predicted model, not a curated record. Lineage: Eukaryota; Fungi; Ascomycota; Dothideomycetes; Venturiales; Sympoventuriaceae. The coding region runs from base 93 to 3299 and encodes 1068 amino acids. Gene Ontology annotation, molecular function: ATP hydrolysis activity; DNA binding; DNA clamp loader activity. Gene Ontology annotation, biological process: DNA replication; DNA repair. Gene Ontology annotation, cellular component: DNA replication factor C complex; nucleus.